AUGGCUUCGCUGGUGCUUCUCUUUUCAGAACUCGUUCGGAAUCAUGAGUGGGAUGCUGCAGCUCUGUUAGCAGCAUACCCUCCUCCCAGUUUCACCAUAACCUCAUCAUCUUGUGCUGUUUCUGCUGCCAGCAAAGGUGUGGUGCAGAAGAAAACCGAAGGCACGGUGGUCGAAAACCCUUUGGAGUCGAGGGUGUGUGUGGAUCUUGUUUGGCCUUGA
This is a messenger RNA of Sphenostylis stenocarpa, 219 nucleotides long. The record is from the annotation of a GenBank genome assembly. NCBI's taxonomy places the organism in Eukaryota, Viridiplantae, Streptophyta, Magnoliopsida, Fabales, Fabaceae.